Messenger RNA from Ziziphus jujuba (common jujube), 1113 nucleotides. Its product is annotated as probable U6 snRNA-associated Sm-like protein LSm4. NCBI's taxonomy places the organism in Eukaryota, Viridiplantae, Streptophyta, Magnoliopsida, Rosales, Rhamnaceae. Gene Ontology annotation, cellular component: spliceosomal tri-snRNP complex; U6 snRNP; P-body. Gene Ontology annotation, biological process: nuclear-transcribed mRNA catabolic process; mRNA splicing, via spliceosome; P-body assembly. Gene Ontology annotation, molecular function: U6 snRNA binding. The record is from RefSeq and is a predicted model, not a curated record. The coding region runs from base 318 to 767 and encodes 149 amino acids. The transcript is spliced from 8 exons.
GAAAAAAGAGAAAAGAAAACCUAAAAUUUUGUUUACACGUAGUCGUACUUUAUACGCCAUUGCCAAAAAACAGCGCGAUAUUCCACUGACUGAAAAUUUUGAAGAGAGAGAGAGAGAGAGAGACUGAGGUUGGUUUGUGUUGCGGAUCGAAUCCUCUUGAUUGGUAUAUUCCCAAUAUCACCUCCUUCUAACCUGUAGGCUUUUUAUCAAUAACGAUCUCUUUCUCAAAGCUUGGGUUUAUUUAGGGUUUCUGGUUACUUUAGGGUUUCACGCUGUUUUUCCCAUUCUUAGGGUGACCUUUCUGAUUGUAGUAAACGAUGCUUCCCCUUUCUCUACUUAAGACUGCCCAAGGGCACCCAAUGUUGGUAGAACUUAAAAAUGGGGAGACAUACAAUGGGCAUUUGGUCAACUGUGAUACUUGGAUGAACAUUCAUCUCCGUGAAGUCAUUUGUACAUCUAAAGAUGGCGAUAGGUUUUGGCGAAUGCCUGAAUGCUACAUCCGUGGUAAUACGAUCAAGUAUCUUCGAGUUCCUGAUGAGGUGAUUGAUAAAGUUCAGGAAGAAACCAAGAGCCGGUCAGAUAGGAAACCACCUGGAGUAGGGCGCGGAAGAGGGAGAGGUAGGGAUGAUGGUCCUGGACGACAGGCGAAAGGAAUUGGACGUGGACUUGAUGAUGGGAGUGCUAAAGGUGCUGGUGGAGGCCGUGGCAGAGGUGGAUCAGGAGGAAAGGCGGGUGGAGCCAGAGGUGGGGGGCGAGGGCGAGCUUGAUUCUAAAGCUUUUGGUUUGAAACAACUCGAAUGGGCGAGUAUGCUAUUUUUUAAGGCAUUUUCUGCCCCAACAGUGGUGUCAGACAUCCUUGGUUUUUUAUUUGCUACCGUGUGUUUCCUUUACGGUCAUGUGAUGCAGUUUGGAUAGGUUGUUUUUGGGUAGCAAAUGUGGCUAAACUUAUGGUUUCUUUUUAAAUAUCUGGAUCUAUAGGAUGUAUUUUAAACGAUGUUCUUGUGUAAUGUAACUGCUGGGCUUCUAGCAAGGAACAGCUCAGAAUAUACUCCCAGCCAUGUUCAUUUCGCCGAAACUUCCAUGGGAAUGUAUGAUUCUUUGCAUUAUUUAUUA